Messenger RNA from Fusarium pseudograminearum CS3096, 1707 nucleotides. RefSeq lists its product as uncharacterized. Bases 1 to 1707 code for a protein of 568 amino acids. The record is from RefSeq and is a predicted model, not a curated record. Lineage: Eukaryota; Fungi; Ascomycota; Sordariomycetes; Hypocreales; Nectriaceae. The transcript has 8 exons.
AUGACUGAAGUCAUCACCCUCAAUCCUCAUGACAUCUUCAACGACUUCACCCAAGGGACAAAUGUCUUUCUCCGCAAGUCCGCCAAGAAGCUCACAGGAUACAAGCAAGUUAUUGGUGAUGAACCAGUUGAUGCCUUUGUUCUAAAUGAUGAGCAAUUUGCAAGUCUUCAGCUCUACGUCAAGUCGGCCCUGCAGAUCCCAGCAACAACGGAGCUGUUCCAGGCUCAAAUGCACCUUGCUCUGGUUCCUAUUCAUCAACAUUGCGAGGUUUUUCUUACUCAAGGCAUCAAUCCCAUGAUCGGUCUCGCACACACCGUCGUUGAGUACUCCAAGGAUGCAACAUCAUAUCUCGAGGCUCUCAAGGUGGAGCUGGACGUCAUAUGCGACAAGACAAUUCCUCCGUCAAGCGAAGAAUCGAUCCAAGCGAAAGAAAACGCCACAGAGAUCUUGAAAGCGCUGAAAGAAAGCGGCACGUCCGUGAGUAAGCAAAUCAAGAAGAUCAUUACAGUUACAGAGAAGUUCAAGAGCGAGACCGAAAGCGACGCUUCUGCGCUUUCCACCUUGCAACAAAUGUUAGACCUGAAGCUGUCCCAAAAGGACCUCGACAACGCCAUGACAAAGCACAUGGCCGAAUCUCGGGAAUCGAUUCGGAAUCUGAUCAGAACGCAGCAGAGGGCAGCGUCGAACCAAGAAUACGUCGAUACCAGGAAGUGGUAUUUCAGGAUCCCUGGUCUCGGCAAUUUGCUGUUCAAUCAAGGAACAUACGAUCUGGAAGAGUCUUUGAGGAAGUAUCGAGACGCCAAUAAAGCUUUUCACGAGACUAUCGCUGCGGGAGACGACCAAAGAAUGAAGUUGCUCGAGUCUAUUGAUAACGCUCGUGCACUGAUCAACAACGUGGGCAGUGUCAAGAGCCAUAUUGAGGAGGCACGCAAGUCACUGGUCAAUAUCAUGGACGGAAUGAAUUCCAUGGAUAAAUCAUGUGAUAGCCUCAUCUCCAAGCUGAGCAGCGUCAGCGGCCAGAUAAAGCCUGAAGCUCCUGGCAGUGAUCAUAUGACCACGCUCUUUGUUGACAAGGCUGUGCAAGCGUGGAAUGGGGUCUUAUCAUCUGCCCGCGCCUUUGCCAAGUACGGCUUGAUCGAAGACGCUCAGAAGGUUGAAGUCCCCAAGCCCAAGAUCCAGCCGGUAAUCCUCGCAGCUCACUACGCCGGAAUCACUGUCACCGAUCUGGCCAAGAUGCAGCUCAACUACGGCGACAAGAUCGUCAUCGCCACAAACAACCUCGAGUUUCCUCCUCGUAUGCAAGGAAAGCCAAAAGCCCUCAGCAUUCUCUAUCGAUUCGGCGACGAUGCCAAUUCCACGCGAGUCUUUGUCUGCCAGACGGAGACAGGGCAAGUUCACACACUUACUCCUGAUCAGGACAUUCCUGGUGUUGUAAAGCCUGUUAACUUCCAACACGGUCGGAUUGAGAUUCACUCGAUAGUCUACGGUCUCCGCCAGCUUACUGAUGAGUUUGCUUAUAUGAUGGUUGUCCCAUUUGCUGAAAAGUUUGGGGCCGUGCCCGUCAAUAACGCAACUCUUCGGGUUACUGCUGACAAUGAUCCUUGGUAUGGGCAACUCAAGACAGCAGCAGUAUUUUACUCUAUAGGGGGGAUCAUUGGGUGCGCAUCUGGAACCGAGUACGAUUUUGUCAUCUUUGGUGGUAACUAG